AUGCCAGCCAACAACACGCCGAGGACGCUCGAGGGCAAGGUCGCGAUCGUGACUGGUGCCAGUCGCGGCAUUGGAGCAGCCAUAGCCCACGAUCUCGCCUCUCGUGGCGCGAAGGUGAUGAUUACGUACAGCAGCGAUCGCUCCAAGCAGCCAACAGACGAGCUUGUCGCGAAGAUCAAGUCCGAGACAGGCAGUGGGGCGACAGACGUCCAGUGUGAUCUCAAGGACCCCUCGGCAGCGAAACAGAUCGUUGACGCCACUGUGAAAGCUUUCGGCCUAAAGAUCGAUAUCUUAGUCAACAACGCAGCUGUGAUCAGCGACAAGAAGAUCGAAGACAUCACAACCGGGGACUUCGACGAGGUAUUCUACACCAAUACCCGAGCUCCACUCCUUAUGGUGCAAGCUGUACUACCUCAUCUCCGUAGACCAGGCCGCAUAAUCAACAUCAGCAGCGUCGGGGCUCGUGCCGCUUAUCCAGGUGUAGGACUCUACUCUGCCUCCAAAGCCGCUUUGGAAGGCUUCACUCGCAAUUGGGCUGCCGAGUUAGGCAAGGACGGUACGACGGUCAACUGUGUCAACCCUGGUCCCGUCGAAACUGAGAUGCUGAAUAAAGUCGACCAGAGUAUCAAGGGACCUCAGUUCGAGGCCACGCCUAUAGAAAAGAGAGCUGGCAGGGUGGAGGAGAUCGCGGAGAUCGUGGGGUUUUUGGCUGAAGGGAGGAGUAGUUGGGUUUCGGGGCAGUGCAUCAGUGCUAGCGGUGGGCAUGCUGUCUACUAG
Messenger RNA from Recurvomyces mirabilis, 777 nucleotides. RefSeq lists its product as uncharacterized. Bases 1 to 777 code for a protein of 258 amino acids. NCBI's taxonomy places the organism in Eukaryota, Fungi, Ascomycota, Dothideomycetes, Mycosphaerellales, Teratosphaeriaceae. The transcript has 2 exons. The record is from RefSeq and is a predicted model, not a curated record. Gene Ontology annotation, molecular function: oxidoreductase activity.